AUGGCGAGCCUCUCCAACGGCGUCCUGGGCGCCCUGAACUUUAUCUCCCUCCUCGCCUCCGUGGCGCUCAUCGGCGCGGGGGCCUACGUCCUGGCGCAACCAGCCACCGAGUGCCAGCGCUUGGUGCGGGUGCCCGCCAUGGCGCUGGGCGCCGCGUUCCUCCUGCUGUCGGUCAUGGCGCUGGCCGGCGCGUGCUGCCGCGCCACGCCGCUCCUCUGGGCGUACGUCGUUGCCAUCUUCGUGAUCCUCAUCGGCAUGUUCGUGGCCACCGCCUUCGCGUUCGCCGUCACCAACAGGGGCGCCGCCGCAGCCGUGUCCGGGGCCGGGUAUGGGGAGUACCGGAUCGGGGACUACUCCGGCUGGCUGCAGGACAGGGUCGGGGACUACGAGACGUGGCACCGGAUCCAGAGCUGCAUCGCGGACGCGGGCGUGUGCGGCGGCGGCUGGGUCCACGCCGGGAUCAACGCCGGCGAGCUGUACCAGCGGUACCUGCCGCUCGUUCAGUCUGGGUGCUGCAAGCCGCCGGCGUACUGCGGGUUCCAGUCCGUCAACGCGACGUUCUGGGCAACCCCCGCGUCGGGCGCGGCCACGACGGCGGACGCCAUCGACUGCCGCGCGUGGAGCAACGACCAGCGGGUGCUGUGCUUCCAGUGCGACGCGUGCAAGGCCGGCGUGGUGGCCACCGCAAGGCUCCACUGGAGGGCCGUGGCCGCGCUCAACGUCGCCGUCCUCGUGCUCGUCAUGCUCGUCUACUCGCUCGGCUGCUGCGCCAUCCGCAACAACCACAACCGCCGGUACUACUACUGA
Molecule: messenger RNA, 807 nt
Organism: Miscanthus lutarioriparius
Lineage: Eukaryota; Viridiplantae; Streptophyta; Magnoliopsida; Poales; Poaceae
Source: the annotation of a GenBank genome assembly